Messenger RNA from Calliphora vicina (urban bluebottle blowfly), 2823 nucleotides. RefSeq names its product Kotsubu (gene Kots). The transcript has 5 exons. The record is from RefSeq and is a predicted model, not a curated record. The coding region runs from base 76 to 2808 and encodes 910 amino acids. Lineage: Eukaryota; Metazoa; Arthropoda; Insecta; Diptera; Calliphoridae.
UCUGAAGCACUUAAGCACGUUUUUGUCCGAGUUUUUUUUAAAUCGUUUAAAAAAUAGGAUAGAUUUACAAUCGAAAUGGAUGAAGUAGUUUGUUCGAAAUGUGGACAAGCUGCCCAAUUUAAAUGUGAACGCUGUUUGGAGCCUUAUUGCAGUUCCCAGUGUCAAGUAAACGACUGGCAGGAUCACAAAUCAAAAUGCUACAAGUUUCCAAAUUUAGUACCUAUAAAUAUGUUAAAGUCUGUAUCAAGCAAUAUGCACUUGGAUAGAACUGGAGGCAGUCAACGACGACCUUACGGAUCUGCACACAAUCUGAAUGAAACUCGCCGUUCUAGUAAUCCCGUUAAUUGCAAUAAGCCGAAACCAAAAAAUUUGCUUAAUGAUGAAGACUUCACCAUGGUUCCCAAAGCAGCACCUACUGCAGCUUCCACUGUGUCGGUUGUAAAACCACUUUCGGCAAAACCAUGUACUUGGCGUGUACCAUUUCCUCCCCCAGAGGGUUUUUUUGAGGCUAUGAUUCAAUUUAAAGAAGAAGUGGAAAUUGAUAAACGUAUUGUGUGGGUUACAGAUAUAAAAUAUGAUAGUUCUCUACGUAAGCUUUUGGCUGAAAUCAAUCGUUCGAUAAAUCACAAAUGUCCCUGUAAUCCCGAGGAUAUAUAUGAGGGAGCUUUGGUAGCUGCACCUUUGGACAAAAUGUUUUAUCGAGCUGAGAUUUUGGAAACCAGUCCCGAAGUCCAAAAGGCAACUGUUCGUUUGAUAGAUUACGGCAAUGAACUUCGUGUUCCUUAUUCCCAAUUGUUUGCACCCAUACCCAUUAUGUGCAACUUAAAUGCUUAUGCCUUACGUGUCUGUUUGCCUAAUGAUUACGGGCCUCUGGAAAUUGAAAGUAUUGUUACAAUCAAAGUUGUGGGUGAUAAAAAUCCUGAAAAUUACUAUAAUGUUGAGUGCAAAUUGAAAUCCAUCCCUUUGCAUUUACCUAUCGAAUUGUUAAACAAGGAGCCGGCUUUGAAAGUUGUCAAAUGUUUUUCGGAUGGUCGCAAUGCUCUAUUACGAUUGUGUAAUGUUGGAGGAGUUGACGAUCAGGAAUUCGAUAGUCUUCUCAAUUCGCCGCAAAGUAUAAGUUUUGAAUUCGAUACAUUGCCUAAAGUUGGUGCAUUUGUAGCCGUCCGCACUCAGUUCGGAUGGAAGCGAGCACGUCUCUUGGGUUUUUGUGAAAAGCUGCACCAGUAUCUGGUUUAUACAAUUGAUGAAGGUGUUAUAACUCUUUCAACCCAAAUUAAGAGAGUACCAGAUGCGUUUGUCUCUCAACCUAUUCGGGUUUUUGCUAUAUCAACAAAUUCAACCGACUGCAUGCUUUCCGAGGCCAUGUUAACCACAGCAAAAGGCCUGACACUAGAGUUACUGCCUACAACAAGUUCAACUGUUAAUACUGAUUCUAAAACACAAUUACCCUGUGGUUUGUUCGAUGAGAAACGAAAGAUAAUGGACGUCGUAAUAGCAUCCGUUUUCACUGGUUCCCUAAGCGAAUUGGGCCUCAAAUUGUGGAACGAACGCAUUCCCGAAGGUGGUACCGUUAUUAUCUCGCACGUUCUCACUUACAAAGAGGUAUAUGUAGCUUCGCAACAGAACUGCGAAUAUUCCAAAAUACUGAUGUCAGAGUAUUCGAAUUGUGUACCGUUUGCUACCAACGAUACUAUUGAAAAAAACGACAUUGUCAUCUGGUGUCAAAAUGAGGAAGACAAAUCGUCGCUAUAUUGUCGUGGACAGAUUAUUGGAUCUGAAGGUAACGAAUUAAGGGUAAUGAAUAUUGAUAGUGGUUGUGAACAAAUUAUUGCUCACCGUUAUCUACGUAAGCCCACACAACUUGUGUGUUCUUUGCCUGUACGCUGUUAUCGGGUAAUAUUAAUGUUUUUGGAAAGCAUACCAACUCCUGUUGCUAAUAACAAAGCCUUAGAGGCUCUAGAAACAUGCAUGCAAAAUGCUGUCGAAUUUGAUAUUACAUAUAGCGAUAAAAAUACUGUGGAUUUACUCUUUCGUACCAAAGAAAAGCAAUCGCUAUGUAAAAAGUUACUGCCAAUGGUGUUUGAACCAGCUACAACACAAACUCCAAUCGCUGCAAUCUCAGCAGUGCCAGAAAACACAUCAUUCCCAUUGUCACCACCUAAUACUCCACUUGCAUGCAAACCUCCUAACACGGCCACAAUGCAAAUUCAAGCUACACAAGUUCCAGAAGCAUUGGCUUGUGCUGCGACCAUUAAGCAAAACGAAGUUUUUACAAUGGAUCAUUUAGAUGUGAUACCUAUUGUAUGUGGUGAGAAAGUUCCAUUAUAUGUUUUGGAUCCAACCACCAUACUUAACUUAGAAAGUCCAUAUAUUACGGCAUCAGACUACAACAAUAAAGAAUUUUUGGCAAAAAUGGAACAAUACUUACAAAAGGUUGCUGAGUAUUGUAAAAGUGAUAAAGCACCUAAAAACGGUUAUGCCCCAAAAAAAAUGGAAAUAUGUUUAUGCGUUUUUGCGGAUGAUGGUGAGUGGUAUCGUGCGAUGUGUGUAGAUCACAAGCCAAAUGAUACCUAUGUUGUCAUGUUUUUGGAUUACGGCAACAUGUCGAAAGUAAACAAGAAGGACAUUAUGCCCAUGAUAUCAGAUCUAAUGUUUCCUUCAAAUGCCAAUACGGUGUACGUGGAAGGUAUUACUACCAAGGAACAAGGGAUGGCAUUUAUAAAAAGUAUUCAAAUAAAUCCCAUUGUUUAUGCCAAAGUUGAUAGGAUACAUGGUGUUGAUGCUUAUAUGGCAAUGUUAUGUACUUAACUUCCAUAUUAAUUU